Equus caballus (horse) is the source of this 2006-nucleotide messenger RNA. It is a transcript of the gene BTD, whose product is annotated as biotinidase. NCBI's taxonomy places the organism in Eukaryota, Metazoa, Chordata, Mammalia, Perissodactyla, Equidae. Gene Ontology annotation, biological process: biotin metabolic process. Gene Ontology annotation, molecular function: hydrolase activity, acting on carbon-nitrogen (but not peptide) bonds, in linear amides. The record is from RefSeq and is a predicted model, not a curated record.
GUCACCCAGCCAAAGAAACCCCGAAGACAGCCAGGGCCCAGUUGUGGGAUCCCUUCUCUACUCAGGAGGAGAGGCGGGGCUAAACCCAGCCCGCCCUCAGGAUAGGCUGCGGCCUAUGCCGAGCAGAUGUAUGGUCUGCAUUAUGUCCAGAGCGAGCAGCCAGCUUGCUUUUUUCCUCUGUGGCUGUUACAUGGCUGCCCUGGGAGUCCACGCUGGGGAGCAUUACGUGGCUGAUCAUCACAAGGCUGGAUAUUACGUGGCUGCCGUGUACGAGCACCAGUCAAUCUUGAGUCCGAAUCCUCUAGCUCUCACCAGCCGCAAGGAGGCCUUGGAGCUAAUGAACCAGAACCUCGACAUCUAUGAACAGCAAGUGAUGACUGCAGCCCAAAAGGGUGUACAGAUUAUAGUGUUUCCAGAAGAUGGCAUUCAUGGGUUCAACUUUACAAGAACGUCCAUUUACCCAUUUUUGGACUUCAUGCCGUCUCCCCAGUUGGUCAAGUGGAACCCAUGCCUGGAACCCCAACGAUUCAAUGACACAGAGGUGCUCCAACGCCUGAGCUGUAUGGCCCUCAAGGGAGAGAUGUUCCUGGUGGCCAAUCUCGGAACAAAGCAGCCUUGUCACAGCAGUGACCCAGGGUGCCCAAAUGAUGGAAGAUACCAGUUUAACACGGAUGUUGUGUUCAGCAGUAAUGGAACCCUUGUUGACCGCUACCGAAAACACAACCUCUACUUCGAGGCAGCGGUUGAUGCCCCUCUCAAAGUAGAUCACAUCAUUUUCGAUACCCCUUUUGCCGGCAAGGUUGGCAUCUUCACUUGCUUUGAUAUAUUGUUCUUCAACCCUGCCAUCCAACUCCUCAGAGACUCUGAGGUGAAGCACAUUGUGUAUCCGGCCGCCUGGAUGAACCAGCUCCCGCUCUUGGCAGCUAUUCAGAUUCAGAGUGCUUUUGCCAUUGCCUUUGGCAUCAACUUUCUGGCUGCUAACAUCCACCACCCGUCUCUGGGGAUGACUGGAAGUGGAAUAUACACCCCUCUGAAGUCCUUUUGGCACCAUGACAUGGAAAGCUCCAAAGGUCAUCUUAUAAUCGCCCAGGUAGCCAGGAAUCCACAGGGCCUUGUUGGUACAGAGAAUGCCACAGGUAAAAUGGACCCAUCCCAUAGUAAGUUUUUAAAAAUCUUGGCAGGCGAUCCAUACUGUGAAAAGGAUGCUCAAGAAGUCCAUUGUGAUGCAGCCACCAAAUGGAACAUGAAUGCUCCUCCCACAUUUUACUCUGAGAUGAUGUACGACAAUUUCACCCUGGUCCCUGUAUGGGGAAAGGAAGGCUAUCUCCGAGUCUGUGCAAAUGGCCUCUGCUGUUAUUUACUUUACCAGAGGCCCACUUUGUCGAAAGAGCUGUACGCCCUAGGGGUCUUUGAUGGACUCCACACUGUACAUGGCACUUACUAUGUUCAAGUGUGUGCCCUGGUCAAGUGUGGGGGUCUUGGCUUUGACACCUGCGGGCAGGAGAUCACAGAGGCCACGGGGAUAUUUGAGUUUCACCUGUGGGGGAACUUCAGUACUUCCUACAUCUUCCCUCUGUUUCUGACCUCAGGGAUGACCCUGGAAACCCCUGACCAGCUUGGCUGGGAGAAUGGCCACUAUUUCCUGAGGAAGAGUAGACUGUCCUCUGGCCUGGUGACAGCAGCUCUCUAUGGGCGCCUGUAUGAGAGGGACUAGGGAGAGUGUAGGGCGGGCUCUGGCUGCUGUGGGACAGCCCUGCACUCACACAGCCUGUAGCCUACAGCCCUGGGGCCGCCCCUCUGCCCCAGAGCCCCUCCUGGGAGCUGUGGGAAGAAGUAGGGGAGGCAGAUUCCGCCGUGUCUCUUCCUCUUAAAUUCAAAUUAUUGAGAUAUUUUCUACUCGCAUUCAUCUUUUUCAAGCCCCAUCGUCUUUCAGCAAAUCUCUCAUUACACAGUUAAUUUUAAGAGCUAAAACAAAAAUAAAUGUCAGUUUAUAUUUUACACAUCCA